AUACCAGUUACACAAACCGUUUUUGAGACAUUCAAAUUUUCUCUUAACAAAUUAUAAAAGUAAAAGAAUAAUAAUUAAAAGUAGUGAGGAAAAAAAAAAGGAAACUAGAGCAAGUUCGCUGCGAGAUCAAAAGCUGAUUCUUGGUAGACUUCUCUCCCUGCAUUUUACAGAAGUUGAAAUACUCAAAGAUUUGAUUUCAUUUUGUGGGAUAGUUGUUAUAUCGGUUUUUGUUGAAGAAAAUUGUGGUGAUUGUUUGAUGGCGGUGAAGACGAAUGGAUUUGUUGGAGGCAUUUGGCCGGAGGGAUUGAUGCAGCUGCUUGCGUCGCUUGCUUCGAGUUGGGGCGAAGUGUUUGAUCAUGAAGGUUUGAAGGUGCUUCAUUUGAGUGGUGCAAUGACUAAUGUGGUGUAUAGAGUUAGCUGGCCUAUUAAGAAGGGUGAUGGUGAUGGUGAUGGUGCGAGGACUGUCUUGGUUCGGGUGUAUGGCAAGGGGCUCGAUCUGUUUUUCAACCGGGAAGAGGAGAUUAGGACGUUCGAGUGCUUAUCAGAGCACGGUUAUGGGCCUAGGCUUUUGGGGCAGUUCACAGGGGGCAGAGUUGAGGACUUCAUCUAUGCAAGGACUCUAUCAUCUGCUGAUCUUCGCGAUCCUGAGACGGCCGCCCUCAUAGCAGCGAAGAUGAGGGAUUUCCACGAGCUCGAAAUGCCAGGUCCAAAAGAGCCCCUUCUGUGGAACAGAUUGAGAACCUGGAUCUCUGAGGCCAAGAAUCUGUGUAGUCCCGAGCAUGCCAAGGAGUAUCAGCUGCACAUCUUGGAGCAGGAAAUCAACCAACUAGAGGAGGCCAUAUCAAUGGAUCACCAAAAAAUCGGCUUCUGCCACAACGAUAUGCAGUAUGGGAACAUUAUGAUCGAUGACAACGACUCAACCCUCACCAUAAUCGAUUAUGAAUAUGCAAGCUAUAAUCCAGUUGCAUAUGAUAUUGCUAACCAUUUUUGUGAGAUGGCUGCAAAUUAUCACACUGAUACACCUCACAUCUUGGACUACACCAAAUAUCCAGAUGUGGAAGAGCGCAAGAGAUUCAUAAGGAAAUAUCUGAGCUCUUCAGGAAAUGAAGCAAGUGAGACAGCAGUAGAUGAGCUAGCAGAUGAUGUAGAGAGAUACACUCUAGCAAACCACAUCUUCUGGGGGCUAUGGGGGCUCAUCUCGGCAUAUGUGAACCACAUUGAGUUUGAUUACAAGGAGUAUGCAAGGCAGAGGUUGGAGCAGUACUGGCUGAGAAAGGCAGCAAUCUUGAAAGUGGGAGGCGACGGCGACGGCCACGGCCACGGCCACAGCAAGGACUCCAGUACUGAUAUGUAGGAAGAGCCAAGAACGUGUUCAUUCUUGAAUCCCCAUUUUUUCACAAAAUUUGUGUAUAAUAUAGUGAGAUAAGUGUUCAAUAUAUAGUCUGAGCAGCAACCUGUGUUAGUAGUUUUUGAUGAAUUCAAAAGCAGAUUUUUUCCCAAUGGGAGAUAAUACAACUCUUCACUCUC
This is a messenger RNA of Salvia miltiorrhiza (redroot sage), 1527 nucleotides long. RefSeq names its product probable choline kinase 1. The transcript has 9 exons. Gene Ontology annotation, molecular function: ethanolamine kinase activity; choline kinase activity. The record is from RefSeq and is a predicted model, not a curated record. Gene Ontology annotation, cellular component: cytoplasm. Gene Ontology annotation, biological process: phosphatidylcholine biosynthetic process; phosphatidylethanolamine biosynthetic process. Lineage: Eukaryota; Viridiplantae; Streptophyta; Magnoliopsida; Lamiales; Lamiaceae. The coding region runs from base 257 to 1354 and encodes 365 amino acids.